UAUCGAUAACUUCGCGGUCACACUUACCCUAGCUCAGAUUUUGUGGAUUUCGUGGAAAAAGUGUAAAUACUUGAGAAAACAAGCGAAAAAAGUUUCUGCGGGUCGUGCGUCAACGUUAGCAAACAAUGCAAAAUCAAAUAUGUUUUCCACUGCAUACAGAAAAAUAAACAAACACAAGAAGCAUAAAGUAUGCAGAAAAUUAAGCACAAAAGGAGCCAUUAAGUGUUGCGUGUGAAAGAAUUAACAGUUUUGUGCAGCGUCGUCGUCGUCAUAAAACCUUUCUGUUUCAAUAGCACAUACAAUGGAUAUUUGUUGAAACUUUGUUGCAUUUACAAACUGGUGUUUAAGAACAAAAACAACAACAACAAGAACAACAGCGACAACCCUCGGAGGCACACGCAAAGCAAAAGAAAGAAAAGAAAAACAGAAAAUAAAUAUAUACAUUUAUAUAGCAUCAAAUUUACAUUAAGCCGCCGCCGCCAAGUCAAGUCGAGGAGGGGAUAAGAAAGAAGUAAUUUUUAUUGUAGGAGAAACGCACCAGUAAAAUUAAUCAACCAACUACACACGUUCCUUAAAACAAAUGUUUUCCAAACCGCAAACCAACUAAACGAAAUAUGCUUUUGAAUUAGUUUAAGCAGACAGCAGCAGCACAAGCAAAACCAUAAAAAGCGCGAAACAAUUAUUUUACUUUGAACACCAACAAAAGCCUGUGGCGACGAUAUAUAUAUAUAUCUCAAGAUAUAUAAAUCACACCAUACAUACAUAUUUAAAUAGGAAAUACCCCGGAUAUCCAUAACAUAACGACACCGAUUAAGCCAAACUGCAGGGAAAACAACAACAAAACACUCAGCGAGAGCCAGCAAAGAGAGAAAUCUAUUUUUUUUAUUAUUUAGUGCUAGCAAAAACAUUAAAACAUACAAAAACCAGGAGGAACGCAAAGGAAGGACAUCGUAUUGGAGAAUCUCGUCAGAUUAAGUGGAUUUCUAACUCCGAUAAAGCAUUGAAUGUUCUUGGAUCGCUGGACUACAAGGGGAA
Molecule: messenger RNA, 1035 nt
Organism: Drosophila subobscura
Lineage: Eukaryota; Metazoa; Arthropoda; Insecta; Diptera; Drosophilidae
Exons: 3
Coding region: 140-235 (31 amino acids)
Source: RefSeq, a predicted model, not a curated record